AUGAGCAAUAAGUAUACUGCGUCCGACUCCCACUCCUCUGGGACUCGCCCUUCUGAGGGGUCAUCCGGAGAGUCAUCACUUGCUUCUCGCCUCGAUACACGCGACAGGUAUAGAAUCGGAGGUCCAGGUGCAUUGCCAAGAUGGCCAGUCAUAUCAAGCGCUCCUAUAAACCUCGACGAGAACCUUGCAAACACAGCCGUGGAAAUUGCUCUUAGUCAGUUACAAACAAGCAACAUCAACUACGAUCGUGUCUCAUUCGCUAGUAGGUACACGCACGGACAGACAGCUACGGAAAUUGAUUCAACACUACUCAUCCUCACCAAUUUUGAACACCACCGGGAUCAGUUAGUUUCACUGCUUGAUACGUUGGUGGCUACCCUAUCAGAGCUCGGACACAGUGGGAGAGUCGAGAUUCUAGACACGCGUGCGAGUGGCGGUAUGAAAAGCUUCGCACCAAAACUGACCCAGGAGCAACGGGGAGCCUGGCAAGGAACACUAGCCUUUAUUAUACGGACACUGGGCUCUAUCGAAGUCGAUUGGAGGCAAAUCUAUGCCACCAAUCGCGGGUACUGGGAGGCAAUAUCAACCCCCACUGUGGUCAUAAAGACCGCAGUCUUGAUUGACAGCUACCCCGAAACACGCCAUAUCCGCAAUGAACUCACAGAAAAAGGGUUGUCGCUAGAGCUAAUGGGAAUCGAGGGACUGUGGGGUCUCUUUGGGAACCUCCAAGCAGCAAUUGACGACGAACAAGUCCGCACUAGCUUAGAGUGGCCCUUUUCACCCUCGUACCAUGGUAUGGGGAUUAGCAUAGGAAGAAGUUUUCAACAGACCCCUAGGACAGCAAGCACCCUCGGCGGAUACCUCAGAAUUCAGAAAAAUGGCAUUGAGCAUACGGUUGGGCUGGGGUGUUAUCAUGGUUUUAGAAUGAAUGAAGAUGGAACCCAUGAUUCAAACCUUGACUCAGGUGGCGCAACCAAUCUGGAUUGGCCAUGCCAGUCCCCAGCCCCCUAUGACGUACAAAUAUUCCGAGAGUCGUUGAUGAGCACCGCCCACCAUCCCAUUCCCGAAACCCUUGCGCCAGGCAUCAAGGCAAAGCGAGAAGCACAGCGCAACCAGAGUAUGCGACAGAUUCAGGAAAUCAACGUGUUCGACCCAAGCAUUGGAAAUCUGGUAGCCGUCUCAGGAUGGCACAAGCGCUCGCUAAGCCGCAGCAUAAGCGCGCCGCUUGUUCUUAUCGAUUGGGCUUGCAUUGAAAUACUGCAGCAGCAUUGCCCCUAUCCGAUCAAUAGCAUUGACGACAUGCGACCGCGACUGCUCCGGUUCUGCCCAGAGGCAGUUGGUAGUUGGAAGACUGACAAGCAAACGGUUGAUAAAAUCGCCCAGAUGCCCUCUCAAGAUACUCCAAUCUUCAAACAAGGCCGAACAACCGGGUUGACAGCUGGCUUACUUGGUGGUCUUUUACCAGCAGCUUUCAGACUGGAAGAUGCCCCGCAGCAUCUUCAUCACCGCGGAUAUGUGGUAUUCACUGCCCCCUUUAGAAACGCUUUUAGUGGACCGGGCGAUUCAGGCGCAUGGUGUCUAGACGGAAAUGGCGACGUGGUCGGCCAGUUGAUUGGCGGAAACCAAAUAGAGGGCAGCGGCAUUCUAAUCCCUUUUGCUGUCGUCGUCAAUGAUAUCGAGAAGAAGCUGGAUCUGAAGCCGGGCAGCAUAAGGCUUUUAUGA
Messenger RNA from Aspergillus mulundensis, 1722 nucleotides. RefSeq lists its product as uncharacterized. NCBI's taxonomy places the organism in Eukaryota, Fungi, Ascomycota, Eurotiomycetes, Eurotiales, Aspergillaceae. The transcript is spliced from 2 exons. The coding region runs from base 1 to 1722 and encodes 573 amino acids. The record is from RefSeq and is a predicted model, not a curated record.